Molecule: messenger RNA, 1540 nt
Organism: Megachile rotundata (alfalfa leafcutting bee)
Lineage: Eukaryota; Metazoa; Arthropoda; Insecta; Hymenoptera; Megachilidae
Gene: Taldo
Product: transaldolase
Biological process (GO): carbohydrate metabolic process; pentose-phosphate shunt, non-oxidative branch; pentose-phosphate shunt
Cellular component (GO): cytoplasm; intracellular anatomical structure
Molecular function (GO): transaldolase activity
Source: RefSeq, a predicted model, not a curated record
UAGAGUUGCAAAAGUCGUUUCGUUUUGCAACGACUCUCCUUUCUCUUUAAGAAUAUUCUGUCCAUGAGUGGGAGGUCAUGUACAACUUCCCCUUACUUGAGGGAAGCCAAGGAUUCGCGCUAUUAUUUAAUUUGUUACUAAACUGUUAACAUAAUCAACUUGAACAAAAUUCGUAUUGCUGAACAAUGAAAUGUACAAUUAAAUAAAAGCAUAUUAGAGUACAAUUAAGGAGUGUACGGCAAUAAAAGUUUCUGCAAGAUAAUUUAUGUUGAAAUAAUCUCUAUGUUGAUAAACGAAACCGAACAGAAGUUAUGUAAUAAUGGCGGAACUGGAGGGAAAUGAGACCAUAGUUUCAUAUAAGUUGGUAAUCCUGUAAAAUAUCGUGAGUGCUGAUCGUUCCAGCGUAAGAAGCAGGAAUUUCGAUCUACGGCCGGUAUAUAAAAGUAUCGAUUAGAAUGAGCGAGCCUCAAUCGAAGAAAGUCAAGAUGACGAGCUCUUUGGCACAGUUGAAAGAAUUAACAACAAUUGUCGCCGAUACCGGCGACUUUCAAGCUAUGGAACAAUUUAAACCUAAGGAUGCAACUACAAAUCCUUCUCUGAUCCUUGCUGCAGCUAACCAAAAAAAAUAUGCUCACUUAAUAGAUAAGGCAGUGCAAUAUGGAAAAAAGUUUGGAUCUACUCUAGCAGAACAAAUUGAGGCAGCUUUAGAUAUCACGUGUGUCCUCUUUGGUAAAGAAAUUCUAAAUAUCAUACCAGGUAGAGUUUCAACAGAAGUAGAUGCUAGGUUGUCUUUCAAUAAAGAAGCUAGCAUUGAAAAAGCAAAACGGUUAAUUGCCUUGUAUGAAGAAUUUGGAAUAAACAAAGAUCGUGUGCUCAUUAAGCUUGCUUCUACAUGGGAAGGAAUUCAAGCAGCAAAAGAACUGGAGGAAAAAUAUGGAAUUCACUGUAAUUUGACAUUACUGUUUUCUUUUGCACAAGCAGUUGCAUGUGCAGAAGCUGGUGUAACUCUUAUAUCUCCAUUUGUUGGCAGAAUCUUAGAUUGGUAUGUAUCAAAUACGGAUAAAAAGUCUUAUGAUGCUAAAGAAGACCCAGGUGUUGUGUCUGUAACCAAAAUUUAUAAUUACUAUAAAAAGUUUGGAUACAAAACUGUUGUUAUGGGUGCUUCAUUUAGAAACGUUGGUGAAAUCAAAGAAUUGGCUGGUUGUGAUUUCUUAACUAUAAGUCCCAAAUUAUUGGAAGAAUUGGAAAAGAGUAAUGAUCCGAUUCGCAAGGUACUUACUCCAGAAUUAGCGAAAAAAAGUGAUCUUCAAAAGAUCAGCUUAGGUGAAGCUGAAUUUAGGUGGCUUUUAAACGAGGAUCAAAUGGCAUCAGAUAAGUUAAGCGAAGGUAUUCGCAAGUUUGCAGUUGAUGUGCGCAAAUUGGAAAAAUUAUUACAAGAUAAAUUACAAUCUUAAACAUAAGGAAGACAUUUUUGAAUGUAUCUAUGUAAUAAAUAUCGUAUUGUAAACAGUAAUAUUAAAAAUAACUAUUUUAAGCAAAA